This is a messenger RNA of Clupea harengus (Atlantic herring), 632 nucleotides long. RefSeq names its product NADH:ubiquinone oxidoreductase subunit B7 (gene ndufb7). Gene Ontology annotation, cellular component: respiratory chain complex I; mitochondrion. The record is from RefSeq and is a predicted model, not a curated record. Lineage: Eukaryota; Metazoa; Chordata; Actinopteri; Clupeiformes; Clupeidae.
CCGUCCUGUUUGCUUCCGUUGCAGAACGGAAAUAGCCAGGUAGUAACAUUUGGAGGUGACCGAAUGGUCGGCUUGUGAAUUCUUCGUGUUUCGGUGGUAUUGCAUGCUAGACUUUAUUGUAUAUAACAAAGAGAGCUUUCUGCCGCCAUGGGAUCUCAUCUUGUGCGGAGCUAUGUCACCGAGACGGACACAACACCCGACCCUGCGAAACCUUUCACAUCGGACCCAACAACGGGCUUCGAUGACAGGACAGAGAGAGAAAUGGUUGCCACGCAGGACCAGAUGAACCUGGCGAUGCUGCCGUUGGAACAGCGAGACUAUUGCGCUCACCACCUGAUCAAACUGAUGAAGUGCAAGAGGGACAACUGGCCCAACUUCCUGGCCUGCAAGCACGAGAGACACGACUGGGACUACUGCGAGCACCAGGACUACGUGAUGAGGAUGAAGGAGUACGAACGUGAGAGGAGACUUCGUCUGAGGCAGAAGAGAAUCGAAGCGCAGCCAGCAUAAUGUCUCACGAUGCAGGCACAAACACAAACACACACACACACACAGAUAUAUGUUUCUCUUCAGUCUCUGUAUAUACCUGCUCUAAAAAUGAACUCCAAUAAAUAUGACGAGCCUUGGAUUUA